Culex quinquefasciatus (southern house mosquito) is the source of this 3899-nucleotide messenger RNA. RefSeq names its product actin-binding LIM protein 1 (gene Unc-115a). Gene Ontology annotation, cellular component: actin cytoskeleton. The record is from RefSeq and is a predicted model, not a curated record. Gene Ontology annotation, molecular function: actin filament binding. Bases 517 to 3006 code for a protein of 829 amino acids. The transcript has 11 exons. NCBI's taxonomy places the organism in Eukaryota, Metazoa, Arthropoda, Insecta, Diptera, Culicidae. Gene Ontology annotation, biological process: cytoskeleton organization; lamellipodium assembly.
ACUUUGCCAGCAGCAGUCAGUUUUGAGGUUUUCUCCGUCGCGGUCGUUUCGUCGGCAUCGGUUCUGGGAAAGAGGGGUGAAAAAAAAGAAAAAGAAAAGAAAGGGCCACCAAAAUUGUGCGUGUGAGUGUGAAAAAGUGGUUCGUUCCAGUUUCCGGUGCGGCCGUUCCGGAUUGCGGUCAAGUUACCUUCGCGGGGAGGGCGAUGGCCGGGCAGUUUUGAGUGAUUUUGUCGAAAUUUGAGCCGUGAAAAGGUUGGAAAAAUUCGUGUGAUUGAGAGUGAGUGGGGUGCAGAGAGGCCACCCAAAAAAAAGUCGUGGCAGGCGUUGCGAAAAAAGUGACGAAAGGCGAAGAAGAAAAAUCAAUUUGACAGCACACAGGCUAACGAGAAACUUCCGGGCGAAGCCGGAAUAACGGGAACCAGAGAUUCCGUGGAUUGCCCCAGCGAGACAGCCAAGACAGCCACCGUGGCCAGCAUAAGCAUUAGUAGUAGCAGCAGUGCCAGCGGCAAGGCCAAAAUGGGCAAAACCAAGAUCCAGUGCAGCCGGUGCCAGAAAAAGUGCUCCGGCGAGGUGCUGCGCGUCACGGACCGGUACUUCCACAAGACGUGCUUUCAGUGCACCAAGUGCAACAAAUCGCUGGCGACCGGCGGCUUCUUCUCCAAGGAUGGCGCCUAUUACUGCACCCUGGACUACCAGAAGCUGUACGGCACCAAGUGUGCGGCCUGCAGCCAGUACGUCGAGGGCGAGGUCGUGUCCACGAUGGGCAACACAUAUCAUCAAAAGUGCUUCACCUGCAGCAAGUGCAAACAGCCGUUCCAGUCUGGCAGCAAGGUCACCAACACCGGCAAGGAGGUUCUGUGCGAGGGCUGCGUCAAAGGACCGUCGACUGCGGUGACAAAUGCAGCGGUGACGGCCCCCAGCGGACCCACGAUGGCCACGACCAUCGCGUCCACCACAUCACCAAAGAGACAGAUCGAGCAGAAGCAGGAGCAGAAGACGAUCAAGGAGAUCACGUCGAGUCCGACGCGGGCGGCCACCCUGCAGCACCACCAGGAAACGGUCCGGAAGCAGCAGCAGCAGAACGGGCUGGGCAAGGACGUCGACCCGAACGAGUGCGCCGGCUGCCAGCAGCAGCUGAAGGAGGGCCAGGCGCUGAUUGCGCUCGACCGGCAGUGGCACAUCUGGUGCUUCAAAUGCAACGCGUGCGGCAUCACCCUCAACGGCGAGUACAUGGGCAAGGACGGCGUUCCGUACUGCGAGAAGGACUUCCAGAAGUCGUUCGGCGUCAAGUGCGCGUACUGCAACCGGUACAUUAGCGGGAAGGUGCUGCAGGCCGGCGACAACCAUCACUUCCACCCGACGUGCGCCCGCUGCACCAAGUGCGGCGAUCCGUUCGGCGACGGGGAGGAGAUGUACCUGCAGGGCGGUGCCAUCUGGCAUCCCCGGUGCGGCCCGGGCCCGUCGUCGGCCGAUUCCGCCGCGCUGCUGAACGGCGUCGAAAGCAACGGGUUCAACACGGAGACGGAGUUUGACCGAACCAGCACCAGUGCAAUGAGUGAGAUUCAGUUUUCGUUACGUUCACAAACACCAAGUUUGAGUGGUUCUGUUUAUAGUCCUUACACGCAUAGAAAGUAUCACCGCACUACCAGUCCCGGGCUGAUCCUGCGAGAGUACAACCGUCAGGGUUACGGUGACGACAUCGCCCGUAUCUACACGUACAGCUACCUGACGGACGAACCGCACUAUCUGCGCAAGCCGAUCGAACCGUACGACAAGGCCCCGGUUUCGCCGCACUUUCACCGGCCGCACCAGUACGGCGUCGGGCCCCGGUCCUCGUCCGGAUCGCGCUCGCACUCACGCAGUCGCAGCGCCAUGAAGGUGCUGGUCGACAGCAUCCGGUCGGAGACGCCGCGGCCCAAGAGUCCGGGCAUGAACAACGAGGAACCGAUCGAGAUGAGCCACUAUCCGGGCGCGAAAAAGCCGCCGCCGGGCGAGAAACCAAAGAUCGAGCGGGACGACUUCCCGGCGCCACCGUACCCGUACACGGACCCCGAGCGGCGCCGCCGCUACUCGGACUCGUACAAGAACAUUGAGUCGGACGACGAGGUGGACCACCAGGCGAAGCACCAGCAGCAGGUGGGCGCGGGCCGCGAGGACAAGGAGAACCAGACUGAGCGACGCCUACGCAAGGAGGAGGAAGAGCUGAGCAAGCUGAAGUCGUCCGGCAUGGGCAAGGUCAUCCUGAAGGACCUGCAGGAGCAGAAAAAGUACGAAACCUGGAAGCGGGAGAAUCUGGAUCCGCGGAAUGCGUCCCGCACCCCGUCGGCAUCGAAGGAACCGACCUACCGGCUGCGGUACGAGUCCCCGGUCGGUGCGUCGCCCUCCCGCAACCUGGACCACCAACGAGCGUCCGAGGAUGAAUACUUUGACCGAUCGACCAGCUACCGCGGCUCCGUGGGUCGUGCCAUCGGCAACGCACCCAGCUACAACGUGGUGAGUUCCUUACGACAAGUACCUAAACCGGGUUACGGCUUGGCCCCUCGUUCGCAUACCUUCAGUUCCGCUACCGGUUCCGCUCACGGUGUUCCUGAUUUCUCGUUCGGUGGACUCGGAGAUAAGACCCACAGUACGGAGUUCAGCUGCGGCAAGAGCGACAUCUCCGUCGACUCGAUAACGGACGGCGACCGGCGCGCCCUCGGGGCGGACAUUCCCGCCUCCAGCACGUACUCGGGGGCGCUGUCCUACCACUACCCGCAGCAGCCGAUCCGGCGCAGCCUGCCGAACAUGGCGCACUCGAUGCUGGUGCACGAACCGGCCAAGAUCUACCCGUACCAUCUGCUGCUGAUCACCAACUACCGGCUGCCGGUGGACGUGGACCGGUGCAACCUGGAGCGCCACCUGUCGGACGUCGAGUUCGAGGCGAUUCUGCAGUGUUCCCGGGCCGAGUUUUACCGUAUGCCCCAGUGGAGACGCAACGAAAUUAAGCGACGUGCGCGUCUGUUCUAAAACUUCCCGAAAGUCACCAAUCAAUCGUACUAUUUUGAUUUAUCAUUUUCGACGAACAAGCGUGAACUAUUACUACUAUUAUUACUAAUUAAUCCCUCCCUUUUUCCCCCUCUCCAACUUCUGCUAAUUGCUAGCAGCUGUGCGAUUAUAGGCGCGAGAUUGUCUAAUCGCGAAAACAAAACAAAAAAGUCGAGUCAUCUCCCUUUUCUUUAUUUACUAUGUUUUACUUUCUAACAAAAUAUUAGAAAUAUAUAUUUCCUCCCCUCUUCGCGUAUGGCAAGCGAUAAUACAUUUAUAAAGAUUUGAUGGACGGUGAAGAGCAAAAUAAAAUUAAAAGAGAAAAAAACGUUUUCGAGCGAACGAUAAGACGAUAACUAUUUAUAUAAUUGAGUAUAAACCUAAAGUAAAUAUCAUCUUGCUUUCGCUUCAGACGCUACUAUUGUGUAAUUGCAAAACAACAAAAGCAAACAAAUAAAAAGAAAAACAAAACAACCCUAUAUUUUUAAUCUAAGCUAGAGUGUAGAGACAAAUUAAAAAAAAAAGGAAGCAGCAAGUCAAAGCUGGAAACACACAUAAUAGUAUAUGCUUGACAAGAAGAAGAAGUUGAUAACGAUGGGAUACGAGUUGCAUUUAUGAAAACAAAAGUUCUGGCGCUAAUCUACCAAUCUAUUGAUUUAAUCCGGGCUUGACGAAAGCAGUCGCCUAAUUUUUUGUUGUUUAGUUUUCGGUCGCGUGAGUCCUACUCAAGCGCGCGCGUUAUUUAGAGCUGUGUAAAUAAACCAUUUAAAAUGAAAGAGAAAUAGUCAAAACACACACACUACUAAUCACGAGUACACUUUGAGAACUACAACUACAACAGAGAUAGCCUUAACAAAUUUAGAAAGAUGAUGUAA